Molecule: messenger RNA, 753 nt
Organism: Hevea brasiliensis (rubber tree)
Lineage: Eukaryota; Viridiplantae; Streptophyta; Magnoliopsida; Malpighiales; Euphorbiaceae
Product: HVA22-like protein e
Exons: 5
Coding region: 188-619 (143 amino acids)
Source: RefSeq, a predicted model, not a curated record
GUCCUCAGGUCUCCAAUAUAACUAUAUAUUCCCUUCACAAUAAAUUGUCUUCCCAAUUUCUGUUCACUCGUCCUUGACACCUCUAAAGUCCCAACCUUUUUCCCAUUUCUGUUAUCAGUUCUUGACUGGUUUUGUGUCCGUUUCAGUUACAAGUUAGAACCCAAAAAUAAGCAGGAAUAGUGCAAAUAUGGGUCGUUUAUGGACGUUGCUUACUCAUGUUCAUGCACUUUCUGGGCCAGUGUUGAUGUUGCUAUACCCCUUAUAUGCAUCUGUGAUGGCCAUAGAAAGCCCCUCCAAAUUGGAUGAUGAGCAGUGGCUUGCUUAUUGGAUCAUCUAUUCUUUUCUUACUCUCACAGAGAUGAUCCUCCAAUCCAUCCUAGAAUGGAUCCCUAUCUGGUACACCGUGAAGUUAGUGUUGGUGGCAUGGCUAGUUCUACCACAGUUCAGAGGGGCAGCUUUCAUAUACGACAAAUUCGUAAGGGAAAAUGUGAAGAGAUAUACAGGAGCGAGAGAUCAGCACCAUUCCCAUCACAGUUUCCCCAACGGCAGUGGCAAGGGCAAAAAAAAAUUUGUUCGAUUCAUAACCACAAAGAAAGGAGAGCAUGAACCUUACCGAUGAGGAAGAAGGCAAAGUGAAGACGUUUUCUUUUUUGGUGUGGAUAUGAUAAAUGUAGUUGGGCUCGUUUCUUUUCUUCGUUGAUUGUAUAUCUUUUUAAUGAUGAAUUAAUGUACAAUUAUCUCUGCUACUAUCAA